Bactrocera latifrons is the source of this 684-nucleotide messenger RNA. RefSeq names its product mitochondrial intermembrane space import and assembly protein 40-A. NCBI's taxonomy places the organism in Eukaryota, Metazoa, Arthropoda, Insecta, Diptera, Tephritidae. The coding region runs from base 24 to 458 and encodes 144 amino acids. Gene Ontology annotation, molecular function: protein-disulfide reductase activity. Gene Ontology annotation, biological process: protein import into mitochondrial intermembrane space. Gene Ontology annotation, cellular component: mitochondrial intermembrane space. The transcript has a single exon. The record is from RefSeq and is a predicted model, not a curated record.
UUCACGUUUAAAAGUAAUAUAAAAUGUCGUACUGCAAGGUAUUUGGCAAAGAUGUAGUUAUGUUUGUUACCAAAGAAGAUCAUGCAACACCUAGCACUGUUGAGUUGCCACCACCAGAGCCACCACAAGGCCUUAUAACCAGUGAUGGAGAAAUUAAUUGGAGUUGCCCCUGUCUAGGAGGCAUGGCUACCGGUCCAUGCGGUGUUGAAUUUCGUGAUGCAUUUUCUUGCUUCCAUUAUAGCAAGGCAGACCCGAAAGGUUCCGAUUGUUUCGAAGCUUUUAGAGCUAUGCAAGAUUGCUUUGUACAAUAUCCCACAGUAUACAAUAAGUCUUCCGGCAACGAUGAAGAUGAAGAGGAGGGUGGAUUAAAUAUGUUAAAUUUGGAAGAAGCUGAAAAAGAGGCAUCAACCGAGGUUCCUAGUGUGGAGGCUACGGCCGUUAACAAGAAAGAAAAUUGAACUAUGGGUGGAUGGGGGAAAAAAGUGUACGUUUAAAGUCGAAGAAAUUUUUCUUCAACUAUGAAAUUCGCCAGACAAAUAUGAAUUAAUAUAAUUUUGUUAUGAUUACAUUUUCACAUACAAUUUUUAAAUGUUCACGGUUAUCUUGAAAUAGAUUUUUAGUAAUAGUUCUCUAUAUAAUUAAACAUCUGAAAUAUAGAAAUGUAUAUUAUUCCAAAAAUUUAAA